UUCCCGCAUAUAGAAUUGUAGAAUUGUCCCUUAGCUCGUCUGGGUUCAUCUGGCGCGCCCAAUGUGAAAGCGGAAAUCUGAUUAAUCUCGAUAACCACCGGUACACUCUCCUCAUGAUCCUCAAAUGUUCUCUUUUUAUUAAUUAAUCAUUAUUGAAGCCACGACAGACCAACGUCUCACUCCCAUACGCCCCUUUACCACACACACUUACUUACACACGCACACAUCCUUACAAUACUCAGCCUACUCUUUACUCUUACCUACUCUUACCACUCUUAUAUUAAGGUUUCUUCUUUCUCUAGCGCCAGAAGACAAAUAGAAGGAAAAACCUAUUCCUGGUUCUUCCUUCACUUGAUACAUAUAUUCCAACACAUUCCUUUCAAUAAUGAUCUUCUCUUGAGACUUUGCGACAACCAAAAAAAGCUACAAAGCGACAAUGGCCAAACCUCUCCCAAUUCAUGCCGACUUGAUCGAUUGCAACUAUGCUGUCGCAGGGCAUGACGGCACUCUUUCCGAUAUUGAUGGCGAAUUGUUUAUCAAACCUUGCACCGAUACCGAGAUCGCAUUCUACAACGACACUAUAGCAGGGCACCAAGACUUUUACGAUUUUAUGCCCGAAUUUCUGGGAACUUUGCAACUGGAUGAGAACCACAAUAAAUCUUUUGAAGAAAAGGCGACCGAGCUGAUUGCGCAGCAUGCCAAACCUGAAGUGUCAUACCCUGGCAGGACUAAUGGCAAGAGAAUUACUACCAAUCAAGCCGUGGUUCUUAUGAAUGCAUCGCACGGUUUCGUGAAGCCUAAUAUUCUCGACGUCAAGCUUGGUGUACGAUUAUGGGCAGAUGAUGCUCAUCAAGAGAAAAAAAAGAGGUUUGACAAAGUUACGCAACAAACCACACACAAAGACCUUGGCUUUCGCAUCGCAGGUAUGAGAGUAUGGCAGGGACCCGAUGCGAAAGGCGAUGAUAUAGACGAAGAUGGCUACAGAAUAUAUAAUAAAGAUUACGGCAGGUUCGAAUUAAAUAAUAGCAAUGUUCACGAAGCAUUCAAGAACUUCAUCUUCACAGAAUCCGCUGGUAUCGACAACGAGCUAGGAAGAUUAAUAUCCCAGGCUUUUCUCACAGAUUUGAGAAGAAUACAGGAUGCCUUGGAAAGUCAGGAGAGCAGAAUGUACUCUGCUAGUCUUCUCUUCGUUUUUGAGGGCGAUGGAAAAGCAUUACGCGCUGCAAUGGAAGAAGCUAGCAGGACCCCACCUCCAACCACUAUGGAACAUGCUUCAUCAUCAUCCGGAGAAACUCACUCAUCCUUUGAAGACGACGAGGAAGAUGAAGACUUAGAAGAAGAAUCUUUCCCCAAAAUCUAUUCUCUAAAGGUCAUAGACUUUGCUCAUGCUACAUGGACUCCGGGCCUAGGACCGGAUGAAAAUUCUCUUGUGGGAGUACGUAGCGUGGGAAAAAUUCUGGAGAAGCUGGCGGAGUCAUAAUGGACAGGAUUAUAAUAAUGUCCAAUGGCAUAUUGAGUAUACUAUGCUCUAGGAGAGCUGCUGGUGUGCGGGAGUUAUAGGAGUCAUGGGCUUGUCAAAUGCAAGGUGUCUUCAUGGAGUUGCUUGGACAGGGCACACAACUAUACAUGAGCAUGGCUGUUUAUUAAAAGAUUAAGAUACCCCACUGCGAUUGGACAUCUAGAAGUCUGCAUAUGCAAGCAUAUGCGUUCAUUUUGCUUUCACUUCUCAUCUAUCCGGUUUAGACACGGUUAAUAAUAUAUACUUAACUUCAUGGUCCGCGCUCUUCUCGUGU
This is a messenger RNA of Botrytis deweyae, 1793 nucleotides long. RefSeq lists its product as uncharacterized. Gene Ontology annotation, cellular component: nucleus; cytoplasm. Gene Ontology annotation, biological process: phosphatidylinositol phosphate biosynthetic process; inositol phosphate biosynthetic process. Gene Ontology annotation, molecular function: inositol-1,4,5,6-tetrakisphosphate 3-kinase activity; inositol hexakisphosphate kinase activity. Bases 437 to 1480 code for a protein of 347 amino acids. The transcript is spliced from 2 exons. NCBI's taxonomy places the organism in Eukaryota, Fungi, Ascomycota, Leotiomycetes, Helotiales, Sclerotiniaceae. The record is from RefSeq and is a predicted model, not a curated record.